Messenger RNA from Closterium sp. Naga37s-1, 391 nucleotides. Lineage: Eukaryota; Viridiplantae; Streptophyta; Zygnematophyceae; Desmidiales; Closteriaceae. The record is from the annotation of a GenBank genome assembly.
UAUUUAUUAUGCUGCUGUGCACCGGCUGUUCUCUGUGGUGCAGGCGCAGCAGAGGGUGGAUGCAUAUGAGUUGGACGAGCUCAAGGACAGCAAGCUGCAGGCCAGUGACGAGGCCGUGGUGGACUUUGCUGACCUGGCGCUGGACUGCAUGAAGGCGCCCGGCACACGCCGCCCUGACAUGAAGGAUGUGGCAUACCGCCUCCGUGCCCUCAUUGACAAGCACUGCCCUGACAAGGAGGAAGAGUGGGAGCGUAGUAGAGAAGAGAGUGUAAGCGCCAGAGAGGAGUCAUCUGCCACGACAGAUUCUGCUGUCGGGAGCUGGCUGUCACUGGGCUCAAGUUCCAAUGGUAUCAAGAGCUGGCAGUCACUGGGGUUCUCUUGGGGUUACUGA